AUGUGCGCCAGCAGUGCCAACUGUGUGCUGCUGAUAGAGACACCAUCAGGCCUUUUCCCUUCUUCAAUCAAAACAAGCUGUAUGGUACAUGGGAUGAUGUGGAUGGUACAUGGGGUGAUGUGGAUGGUACAUGGGAUGAUGUGGAUGGUACAUGGGGUGAUGUGUAUGGUACACGGGGUGAUGUGUAUGGUACAUGGGAUGAUGUGUAUGGUACAUGGGGUGAUGUGGAUGGUACAUGGGGUGAUGUGGAUGGUACAUGGGUUGAUGUGUAUGGUACACGGGUUGAUGUGGAUGUUACACGGGUUGAUGUGCAUGGUACACGGGGUGAUGUGCAUGGUACACGGGGUGAUGUGCAUGGUACACGGGGUGAUGUGGAUGGUGAUGUGCAUGGUACACGGGGUGAUGUGGAUGGUACACGGGGUGAUGUGGAUGGUACACGGGGUGAUGUGCAUGUUACACGGGAUGAUGUGGAUGGUACACGGGGUGAUGUGCAUGUUACACGGGUUGAUGUGCAUGGUACACGGGGUGAUGUGGAUGUUACACGGGGUGAUGUGCAUGGUACACGGGUUGAUGUGCAUGGUACACGGGUUGAUGUGCAUGGUACACGGGGUGAUGUGCAUGGUACACGGGGUGAUGUGCAUGGUACACGGGGUGAUGUGGAUGUUACAUGGGUUGAUGUGCAUGUUACACGGGAUGAUGUGCAUGUUACACGGGAUGAUGUGCAUGGUACACGGGGUGAUGUGCAUGGUACACGGGGUGAUGUGCAUGGUACACGGGAUGAUGUGCAUGUUACACGGGGUGAUGUGCAUGUUACACGGGGUGAUGUGCAUGGUACACGGGGUGAUGUGCAUGGUACACGGGGUGAUGUGCAUGGUACACGGGUUGAUGUGCAUGGUACACGGGUUGAUGUGCAUGUUACACGGGGUGAUGUGCAUGGUACACGGGGUGAUGUGCAUGGUACACGGGUUGAUGUGCAUGGUACACGGGUUGAUGUGCAUGUUACACGGGGUGAUGUGCAUGGUACACGGGGUGAUGUGCAUGGUACACGGGUUGAUGUGCAUGGUACACGGGUUGAUGUGCAUGUUACACGGGGUGAUGUGCAUGGUACACGGGAUGAUGUGGAUGUUACACGGGGUGAUGUGCAUGGUACACGGGAUGAUGUGCAUGGUACACGGGGUGAUGUGCAUGGUACACGGGUUGAUGUGCAUGGUACACGGGUUGAUGUGUAUGUUACACGGGUUGAUGUGCAUGGUACACGGGUUGAUGUGGAUGGUACACGGGGUGAUGUGGACUGCAUGCUAG
Molecule: messenger RNA, 1302 nt
Organism: Candidula unifasciata
Lineage: Eukaryota; Metazoa; Mollusca; Gastropoda; Stylommatophora; Geomitridae
Source: the annotation of a GenBank genome assembly